CAGUUUUAAAUUACAUAUAUUGAUUUUUCUGUCCUUGUUUAACUGUUUAAACUGCACUGAAUGUAGAAGGAAGUAAACUUUAACAUCAAUGUAAAAAUAUGGCGUCCAAAGAAAUCAUAGUUGCAUCAGAUGAAAUAAUAACAGUCAAGUGCUGUGUAUGUACAAAGAAAAACAUAACAAGAGAAGCUGAAAAAUAUUGUGUAGAAUGUCAGGAUUAUUACUGUAUACCAUGUACAGACUCGCACAAAAUGUUUCCCACUCUGAGUGGUCACCAGAUCCUGGAUAAAGAUGAUUUCAGCUCGCAUGGUCUACACCCAACCGACCUGCCGAGUUUUCCUACUGAGAGAUGUUCUACGCAUAAAGCAAAGAUACUAGACAUGUUUUGCAUCAACCACAAUGAAGUUGUAUGUGCCAGCUGUGUAGCUCUCAAUCACAGGGCAUGCAAAGACAUAAGGUCAGUCCCAGAGGAUGUUGACAAUCUAUACAAACAAUCUACUUUCGAGGAAACUAAAAUGAAGCUGAAAGCCAUGAAGAAAACCACUGAAGAUAUAAAGAAGACACGAGAACAACUAGUAAGAGAGCUAAAGAAAAGCAAGGAUGAAACAACUGAUUGUAUAAGAAUGUUCAGGAAGGAAAUGGAAGCUAUGCUUGAGAAACUUGAAACAGAGUCCAUUAAAGUGGUUGAAGCACAGUUUGAAAGAAUUGAAACAAUGUUACUCAAGCAGAUCAAGGAAGCAAAUAAAUUCAGUGAUGACCUUACACUGUUCACCACCAAACUGGAGAAGUCUGCUGGUAAUAAAGCACAGGAGUUUGUCUGUGUAAACCAGGCUGUGAAAACUAUUGAUAAAACCAAAGAAGCUGAAAAACAUCUGAGACAAGAACAAGAUGCAGAAUUAGAAUUUAAACCUAAUGUAAACAUCAAAACAUUUCUAGAACAUCUAAAGACACUUGGUCAGCUCUCAAGUAUGAGAACAAAAUACAAACCAAAGACAACAGCCUACACAGUGAGAACACGGAAAAGGAUCAGCGUGAAACUGACAGAAGACAGAAAUGACUGCUGUAUAUUUGGUUCCUGUUUUAUUUCAGAUGGUAGCCUCCUGCUGACAGACUUCCAUAACAGAAAACUGAAACAUGUAGAUAUUUCCACAGCUACAUUUAAGAAUCAUCUAGAUCUUUGUGCUGGACCAUAUGCUGUCUGUCAGACUAGUGAUGAUGAAGCUGCAGUCAGCCUUAGUAACUGUAUCAUCCAGUUUGUGUCUCUUGGCCACAAGAUGGCUACCACAAGGCAACUGAAGCUGGAUCAUCACUGCUAUGGUCUGGCACAUAAGGAAGGGAAACUUUACAUAUCUGAUGCUGGGAAUACAGUCUAUAUUCAUGAUAUGACUGGUACUAUGCUGUGCAAAAUUACAACAGACAGACUGGGCAAUGAAAUUUUUAGUUCCAGCAUACAUAUCAGUCUAGGCACAAAAAAGGACAAAGUGUAUAUAACUGACACUGUAAAAGGUAUGAUCACACUAGACACACAGGGAAGUUAUGAAUCAACAUUUAUAGAUCCUGAUUUAGUUAUACCUUGGGGAGUAUGUACCGACAGAAAAGGAAACAUAUUUGUCGGUUCAUUACGUUCCUCAAAAAUUGUCCAGAUAAGUGAGGAAUCCAAGAAAAAGUUGGGAGUACUAAACAUAAAUAUGACAAACAUUUUCUCAAUCUCCUUUUACCCACAACAAAACAAGCUUGCUGUUACUGGGCAUGACAAUACAGUUAGCAUUUAUGAUCUAGAAUAAAUCUUUAAAUUUAAUUUGUAAUAAAACAUCUACUCAAAUUAGCCAUGAAAGCUUAGUUUUGUUCAAUAUUAUAUUUAACUUUAGCAACCGUACAUCUGUACAUACAUUACAGCUGUAAACAUAUAAUAAUUAAAACAUU
Mercenaria mercenaria is the source of this 1920-nucleotide messenger RNA. RefSeq lists its product as uncharacterized. Gene Ontology annotation, molecular function: protein binding; zinc ion binding. Bases 99 to 1781 code for a protein of 560 amino acids. The record is from RefSeq and is a predicted model, not a curated record. Lineage: Eukaryota; Metazoa; Mollusca; Bivalvia; Venerida; Veneridae. The transcript has 2 exons.